Sclerotinia sclerotiorum 1980 UF-70 is the source of this 780-nucleotide messenger RNA. RefSeq lists its product as hypothetical. Bases 1 to 780 code for a protein of 259 amino acids. The transcript has 5 exons. Gene Ontology annotation, molecular function: oxidoreductase activity. Lineage: Eukaryota; Fungi; Ascomycota; Leotiomycetes; Helotiales; Sclerotiniaceae. The record is from RefSeq and is a predicted model, not a curated record.
AUGUCCAAAUACGACACAGAACUCCAAGAUUUCGGAACCCUUUUCUCCCUCAAGGGAAAAAUUGCAGUUGUAACUGGUGGUUCGAGGGGUUUAGGGUUACAUGCUGCUUCUGCAUUCCUCCAAGCCGGCUGCACAACCGUCUACAUAACCUCCCGCAAAGCAUCCGCCUGCCACACCGCAAUCACCACUCUCAAUUCCCUCCCCAACCUCUCUGCAGACGCAAAAGCCAUCUCCAUCCUAGCAGACAUAUCCACCAUAGAAGGAAUUACACAUCUCGUAUCCGAAGUUAUGAAUUUAAAUGUUAAGAGUGUUUUUGGAACUGUGAGAUUAUUCGCGCCGCUUCUUCAAAAGGCUGCUACUCCCGAAGACCCUUCUCGGGUGAUAGUAACAGCGUCCAUCGCGGGCCUCGCCGUCUCCCCCCCAUCUCCCACCUCCGCAAUCGGCUACUCCGCCUCCAAAGCCGCCGCCAUCCACCUGACGCGCAGUCUCGCCAUGGAACUCGGACCCCGAAACAUCCUCUGCAACUCUAUAUCCCCCGGAUUCUUCCCAUCCAAAAUGGCCAAUGGCAUUAUAGAAAAGCAGGGGGGAGCCCAGAAACUCGCAAAGGCAAAUCCACAUGGGAGAUUGGGGAGACCGGAGGAUGUUGCCGGAGCGGUGGUUUAUUUGGCUAGUAGGGCGGGAAGUCAUGUUAAUGGGGCUAACUUGGUGGUGGAUGGGGGGGAAGUGUUAAGUAGAGGUGGAUCUGUGGAUGAGGAGGAGGAGCAGAAGGCGAAGCUUUGA